This is a messenger RNA of Nakaseomyces glabratus, 2160 nucleotides long. It is a transcript of the gene PRT1, whose product is annotated as translation initiation factor eIF3 core subunit b. The record is from RefSeq and is a predicted model, not a curated record. Gene Ontology annotation, biological process: translational initiation. Gene Ontology annotation, cellular component: eukaryotic translation initiation factor 3 complex. Gene Ontology annotation, molecular function: RNA binding; translation initiation factor activity; translation initiation factor binding. Lineage: Eukaryota; Fungi; Ascomycota; Saccharomycetes; Saccharomycetales; Saccharomycetaceae.
AUGGCUGCCGCUGAGAUCAAGCUGGAAGACAUUCCUGUUGAUGACAUUGACUUCACUGAUUUGGAGAAGGAGUACUCUGUUGAUGAUGAGUUCAAGUUUGACAAUUACGUUGUAGUUACUGGUGCGCCAGUUAUUCCAGAGUCCAAGGUCCCUGUUUUGAAGAAGGCUUUGGGUGGUCUUUUCUCGAAGGCCGGUAAGGUUGUCGACAUGGAGUUCCCAUUGGAUGACGACAAGAAGAGCAAAGGUUUCCUGUUUGUGGAGUGUGGUUCAGAUGUUGAUGCCAAGAAGAUCAUCAAGGCUUUCCAUGGUAAGCGUUUGGAUUUGAAGCACCGUCUGUUCCUUUACAGCAUGCGCGAUGUUGAGAAGUUGAGCGAGCAAGGUGCUGGUGAGUUUGUCGAACCAGAGUUGCCUGGUUUUGUACCAACUUCUACAUUGAAGUCCUGGUUGGCUGACGAGGACGGAAGAGACCAAUUCGUCAUCCAGAAGGAUAACUUGACCGGUAUCUUCUGGAACUCUAUGCAUGAAAGCGAGGACGAUGUUGUUGAAUCUCGUACCAACUGGUCCACCAACUACGUUAGGUUCUCUCCAAGAGGUACUUACUUAUUCUCAUACCAUCCUCAAGGUGUUACCUCAUGGGGUGGUCCUCAGUUUGACCGUUUGAGAAGAUUCUAUCAUCCAAACGUCAGAACUUCCUCUGUUUCCCCAGAUGAACAUUAUCUAGUUACUUUCUCCCCAGAGCCAAUUGAACUGGACGACUCUGUCCCAGAAUCUCCUUUCACAAAGCGUAACGAAGGUCACCAUAUCUGUGUGUGGGAAAUCGACACCGGUCUAUUGUGUGCUUCUUUCCCAUUGACCAAGAACCCUAACUUGCAAUGGCCAUUCGUUAAGUUCUCUUACAACGACAAAUACUGUGCUAGAUUUGUUGGUGACAGAUUGGCAGUUUACGACUGUACUAACAAGUUCUCCUUGCUAGAAGCCCCAGCACUAAAGGUCUCUGGUAUCAGAGACUUCUCCUUCGCACCAACUGGUGUUGAGUUGCAACCUUUCAACAAGAACGACGAACCAUCUGUUCUGUUAUCUUACUGGACUCCUGAAACAAACAACAGUGCUUGUACAGCCUCUGUUGUUCAAGUUCCUAGAGGCCGUGUCCUAAAGACAGUCAACCUUGUGCAAGUUUCUAACGUUACCACUUACUGGCCGGAAGGUGGUGAAUACCUUGUUUUCAACGUUGAGCGUCACACUAAAUCCAAGAAGACUUUAUUCAGUAACUUGCAAAUCUGUAAAUUGACUGAAAAGGACAUACCUGUCGAGAAGAUCGAGGUCAAGGACAGGAUCAUGGAAGUUGGCUGGGAACCUCAUGGACACAGAUUCAUCACUAUCUCUACCACAGAAGGUCCAGACGAUAACAUUGCCAUUCCAAAGAACGUCGUUAGGUUCUACGCACCAGAGAAGAAAGAAGGUGUUAAGAACAAGAUCGUCGUUAAGAGAUGGGUUGUCAUCAAGGAAAUCGAAAAGAAGUUCUACAACACCGUUUCCUGGUCGCCAGCUGGUAGAUUUGUUACAGUCUGUGCCUUGGUUAAGCCAAACAUGCGUAAGUCUGAAUUCCAGUUCUUCGACUUGGAUUACCCAGGUGAGAAGAACUUGAACGAACGUAAGGAUGUUCUUGCCACUCUGAAGGACGUUGGUGAAUCCAACUACGGUGCUGCCACUGAUCUAUGUUGGGACCCAUCUGGUAGAUUCUUGACCGCUUGGUCCAGUUCCCUAAAACACAAGAUGGAGAACGGUUACAAGAUGUUCAAUAUCGCCGGUGUUAUCAUCAAGGAAGACAUUCUUCCAAACAUGAAGAAUUUUGCUUGGAGACCAAGACCAGAAAGCUUGUUGUCCAACGCCGAAAAGAAGAAGGUCAGAAAGACAUUGAAGGAGUGGUCCGCCGAAUUCGACGAGCAAGACGCUAUGGCCAACGACAGUGCCGUCAGAGACUUGAUCUUGAAGCAACGUGCUAUGUUGAAGGAAUGGCGUGAAUACAGAGCCGCUAAGGCCCAAACAACCACCAUCUUUGACAUUGCUCCUUGGUUAGACACCACUAAGGACCAUGAAGACUUCGUCAAGAUUGAAGAAAUUAAGGAAGAAAUCGUAGAAGAAAUCAAGGAAAAGUUGUAA